CCAGCCGCCAGAGCAGCACCUCCUUCAGCAGUUGUUCCCUUUUAGCGAGCGCCUCACCAAGUGGGAUGGAUGGAUGCUACCCGCGGCGGCAGCUGUGCCACUAUCGCGCGCUAGCUCAUCGUACAGCCUCGUCUGCGUCUCCUUCUGGGUGUCCUUUUUUCCGCUUCCUUGCUUUUUUCUUUCCCUCUCGCUUUCCAUCAAACGUCAGGUUAGACCAUUGUCUCCUGCGUCUCUGUCCCUCCCUCUCCAUCCAACUGCCGAUCUGCCAGGAAGCUGGCUGUGCUACGAAUACAUCAUCUCCCUUGAUGGCUUCUCCAACCUUGACUGUGUCCGUCUGCCGUCUCAUCGCUGUCCUCUGUUGAUCUACGUCAAACUGCCUUCUAAAUAAUCACACACAUCCGCCUCGCCCCCUAACGAACAAACGUGUCAGAACGCCCACAAAGUAGCCAAUCCUAUCGCCAAUAACGAGCCACGGCAAACAGCGGCAAACAACGGCAGAUCAAACCCUCAAUCACGGCACCUGGACGCUCUCUGCGGCCAUGGACGGCAUGGACCCGGAACAGUUCAACAAGACGCUCGCUGCCAUCAAUGAGAACAUCAACGACGACGAUGGCAAGGAGCUGCUCGUCGCCAUUGCCGCUCUGGUCAUAUCAAUUGUCGCCCUCGUUGCCGCUCUCCUCCAGGUUGCUCAACAAUACUACGCUUCCGCCGCGGGUUACUCCAGUUGUGGCAGCAAAGUCAUAGGCAAAUGGUCAGAGUCCAAGAAGCGCAUCCUCAAGUUUACCGAGUUCCGCUUCGAGGUCCAAUUCGAAACCCCCGUCAUAUUCUUAUGCCCGCCGAAGAACACAAAGGGUCCCGUCAAAGGCCAGCCCAUCAUCUUCAUCGACGGCUCGGAGAAGAGCUUGCUGGAAAGUCGUUCCGACCCCUUGGGUCUGCCCCAAAAAAACAUUCAUGAUGUCUCCGAAAAAGAACUGGCAAAGCAAUCCGUCCACACGGCCGACAACGAGCGCGCUUCCUGGGUUACGCUUCUAUCCGCCCUGCAGCAAAUGGAAAAGGACUCGAGGGAAUGGCAGAAGAAGCAGUAUCGUGAAACUGUCCUCCACAGGCCCCCGAAGGGUUCCAAGGAAUCUACUCAGAUCGAGACUCAAGAGGAAAUGGACCAGGUACUCCAAGGUGUCAGUGACAAGUACACGUUGACGGUUGCCAUCCAGAAGAAGCUCAGAAGCUGGGACACCAUGCCGGCAAACGUCAAGAAGCCGUAUGCAACCACGACCUGGUGUCAUGUCGUCGAGAUGCUGGCCAUGCUCGGCGUGUACUGGAUUGAAUUCAAUAGGACCACCGACAGAUACCGCGCCGAAGGCAACGGCUACACCGUCACGGGGGAGAAAAUCAGCGACCUUGGCAUCAUGUUCACUUUUCAAGUCUAUGGCCACAGUCGUUUUGAGAGCAAUCGCGUCAUACCCGUCGACGAGACCAAGGAACUGUGCUUCGGAUUCGUGCCUACCAUUUACAACUCAAACUCGGACAGUCGACGUCUGAAACUAUCAAACGACGAGCCCAAAGACCUCUCCAUUUUGAACUUUGCCAGUCGACACGAAGUCGCCGAGACGCUGGUUUUGAUCGGAUGCAAUACAAACACGGUCAACUACUUCUCCGACUCUUCGACAGCCCAGGUGUCCCACCUGUUUCCCAUCCCAUUCGAGAUCAUAGGCAUGUUAGGACGGACGCUUCACAUCGAGAGGAGUGCAUUUCGUUUGCUUCCCAACCCGACCCACCACCGAUGGGAUACGAAGAACUUUUCGUUGCCACGGCUGCUGCAUGCGUUCGCUAAACAGAUGGAAACGCUCAGGCGGGGUCAGUUGUCCCCUAGAAUUGUUGGCAAAGCGAUCCGGAAGCAUACCAAAAACAUCCAAGGCAUCAUCACGACCUCCAACCAAGGUGAUUGGUUGAGCUUGCCACUCAUGGAUGCAUUGCAUGCAGCCCUGGGCGACAUGGACGAGAUUCUCACGGCGCGGGCCAAGGACAACCGGCCCAGUGCGCCACCCCGGGCCUACUCGACAUUGACCCGGAAGAAUACCGACGUGACAGAAGGCCACACCGAGGUUGCAAUUGAGAGCGCACGGCGUGAGAUGGUACAGGACGUCCUGCGAAGUCACAUCCAGGAGGUGCUUGCUGGCCUCAACGAGAAACCGGAAAAGGCAACGCAGAAGACUCCGGGCAGCAACGUGUCUCUGGGUACCGAUCCGAAGAAACAACGUCAAUUCGAGGAGAUUGACGCCGCAGCCCCAGAGCUCAAGCAGGAAAAACUCAUGGAGAUAUACUUUCGCGUGGUGCGGAGGAAGGUAAUUGAGGAGUCGCAAGAGUCGGCCGACAGACGAGAGAUGGUGGGGUUCGGCGGCUUGAAGAAGAGACAGCAGACCAACUUCAGCACGCGGACGGCUGAGACGGUGGAUGACGACGACGAGCCGCUGGCGCUGUUCAUGCUAGGCGAAGAGCACGUCAGCCACGAGGAUAUCUGGUGUACACUCGUCUUCCGGAUGAUCUGCUGGCUCAUGCUACACGACUUCCACAAGAAGGACGUGCAGGUGUCGACGAAGAGCGAGCUUCUGGGUAGCCGUUUGCCGGUUUACAUCUCUUGAGACGGUGGUGGGCUUGUGUGGUUGAGCAUUGAUUCUUCAUGGUCGCACAAACGACAUUUUGUCUCAUGCAUUGACAGGCUUUUUGGAGACCAAAAUGCCUUAAGCGGGAGUUGGAUGAGGGGAGACUUAUCAUGCGAGCGAGCAAGCGACAGCGACAGCGACAACGACAACGGCAUGUCAUAAUUGAUUGCAAAGAACACUCGAAACAGUGCUACAGAUCUACAGAUUUAACUCUACGAAUGAUGAUGAUUAUACGGUCUGAUGGUCGACUGUAGAAGACACUUUAUGUGAGCUAGAACAUGGGCAUUGUCUGAAUGUGUCUUAUGACGACAACAAUAUGAAAACAGAGUUAUGUCAGAUCGCCUAGCAAGUCUUGAAGAGGCAAACCGACUCGGAGUGGGUGCGGGAACCAAGACUCGGACCGACCUUCUACUGGACGGAGUCGUCGCCGAGGUUCGAUUUCCAGCGCACACGCUGAGCAACUCGGGACUCCGUGUAAAUGACUUCGUUUAUUCUCCCAUACCCCAGCAGAUGGCCGGCGAGUGUGGUGCUGUGCUGCAGAGUGGUUGCAGCCUUUCACCUUUCACAUUCCUUGGAUCUCUCGGCAUGGUCUAGGUCUAGCUGAAGGAUGGAGAGAGUGCACUAGGCCGAAUUGGUGCGGGACAGCGGCAAACAGGUCCCCCCGGUGAUGAAGGCGGCGGCGCAA
Molecule: messenger RNA, 3345 nt
Organism: Colletotrichum destructivum
Lineage: Eukaryota; Fungi; Ascomycota; Sordariomycetes; Glomerellales; Glomerellaceae
Exons: 2
Coding region: 540-2639 (699 amino acids)
Source: RefSeq, a predicted model, not a curated record